AUUGACGAUGUGUUCCUUUUGCCGCCUUCACUUGAAGUGGCAAAGAUUGAGCGAGAAAUGGUGGAGAACUCUCCUACUUUCUACUCUGACGGCCAACAUUAUUCUUUAUCCUCGUUGCAUCGUAAAUUGCAAUUUAAUUUUGAUUAUUUUGGUGCUCUCUUGGCCACCUACGGACUAGCUUUCUUCUCUCUUGGCUUACUCCGAUUAGCAUCUGAUGCAUUUGUGUUUGCUGGACCCAUAUUGCUCCAUGUGCUUGUAGAAAUCUUGGAGGAUCCCGCCCCAAAUAACUUGGGAUACCUCUACGCUAGCCUCAUGGUGAUUUGUUCAUUUCUGGCAGCUUUAUUCUCCGCGAGUUUCACAUUCUAUAUGCAAAAAAUAAGUCUGAAAGUACGCACAGCUACAGUAACCGCCAUAUACGACAAGUUAUUGAUGGUACCUCUGAGUGAAAUGAGCAAAUUUUCUUCAGGAAUGAUCCUCAACUUUAUCUCUACUGAUGUUGAUCGAAUUGUAAAUUUCUGCAAUUCGUUUCAUGCAUUUUGGAGCUUACCAGUUCAACUGGGCAUUGCUCUUUACUUACUUUAUCGUGAAAUUGGUAUGGCCUUCUUAGCCGGUGUGAUGGUGGCGAUCAUUCUGAUUCCUCUCAAUAAGAAGGUUACGGACAGCAUUGGGAGGAUGUCAGUGAAACUGAUGCAUUGCAAAGAUCAAAGGAUCAAGUUGGUUCGAGAAACAAUGGAAGGAAUUAGAGCUGUCAAAUGUUCGGCAUGGGAAGGUUUUUUUGAGAAAAAGAUCACUGGACUGAGAGAAGAUGAGCUCAAAUAUCUAAAGGCUCGUAAGUAUCUUGACGCUGUCUGUGUAUACCUAUGGGCAUCAGCUCCCCUAUUAAUCACAAUAUGCAUUCUCACAACCUAUACCCUGGCUCUACACGAGAAGCUUACGGCAGCAAAGGCUUUCACCUGCUUAGCGUUGGUGAAUAUCCUCAUCAUGCCUCUAAAUGCCUUCCCUUGGGUUCUCAAUGGCUUAGUGGAGGCGUUGGUGUCGCUAAGGAGGCUUACUCGGCUAUUUGCUUUAAAGAAUAUGGAUGUUCAUGAUGUGUAUACGUUAUCCGAAGAGAAAGAUACUGUAAUGUACGUUCGUGAAGGAAAUUUCUUUUGGAGAGGUUCAAAACAUGCCAUAAGCGGGGUUUCAUUCCACGGAACAAAGGGUAAGAUCAUUGGGAUUUCUGGCGAUGUGGGAAGUGGCAAAACAACGCUCUUACUCGGGCUUCUGGGUGAGACAAAAUCUCUCACAGAAUGCAUAGGAAUCACCCAGGAAAGUGUUUCAAACGGGAUUGGCUAUGUGGGACAAGAAAGAUGGCUUUAUCGAGAACUAUGUACACCAUACCGUGAUCUACGUUUUAUACCUUGGACUGCCUUUGUACGAUAUAUAUAUGGUUCUAGCUGA
Molecule: messenger RNA, 1440 nt
Organism: Strongylus vulgaris
Lineage: Eukaryota; Metazoa; Nematoda; Chromadorea; Rhabditida; Strongylidae
Source: the annotation of a GenBank genome assembly